Theileria equi strain WA is the source of this 1206-nucleotide messenger RNA. RefSeq lists its product as hypothetical. The record is from RefSeq and is a predicted model, not a curated record. The transcript has a single exon. Lineage: Eukaryota; Apicomplexa; Aconoidasida; Piroplasmida; Theileriidae. The coding region runs from base 1 to 1104 and encodes 367 amino acids.
AUGUGUCUGGCAGGACUAUGCUACUGUGGAGAUGAUGCUGGUGACGCUAAAGGAACAUUAAAGGGAGUAGAGAAACAGAAUCCUCCGGGACCUACAGACCCAUCAAGUUCCUUGGCUUCCAAAGUCGACUCUACUCUCUUUAAUGUCCUGUGCUCUGUUGAGGACAACGUUAAGGUUCUCAAACUAACGGCCAAGGAAGGUGUUACUGCAAAGAGUAUUACCUAUGGAUCUGACGUAGUCUGGGAAGAUAAGAAGAAAUCCUGCUCCUCUGCUGUCCUGUAUAUGGAUGGAGAGAAGCCUACUCUUGCGGUACUUGUUACCAGGGAUGAUAAGAAUAAUAAGCAGAGCAAGGUUUAUAGAUACCAUGAUGGUAAGCAGUGGAAAGAUGGUAAUGAGAAUAAACAUAAGAAGAAGCUUGAGGAGCUAAAGAAAAAGUACGAACUCACUAAUCUUAUUACUUUAUCUCUUUCUGAACCUGACCCAUCAAUCUGCAGAGCUGUUGAAACGAACGUUGGUGGAAUUCCUGCAGUAGUAUACCUCCUAAAGUCUAAAAAGGUUAAUACAAUUGUGAAUGGAGACAAGGAUGUAUGGAAGGGUGAAGAGGGAGAGAAAUGUUUCUACUGCGUGGCAUUCCUUAAGGAAAAUAAACCACGUAUAGUAGCUGUUGGUGCGGAAUCAUCUGCACGGAAACUCUUGAAAUACUACAAGUACAAGGACAAAACUGGAUGUCGUGGUAAACCGGGUUGGAGCAGUGCGACUAGCUGUGCUCAGGAAAUUAAUGCCCUGAAAACACAUAAAGAUCCUCCAAAAAAGUUCACUUUGGAUCUAUCUUCUCUCAAGGAAGAUGAUGAAAGGUUCGAGCUUGUAAAAUGCGGGAGGGAUGAUGUUAAUCGUUUGGUUACUCCACAACCUGGGCAUCUUAUAGAAAGAAUCGUAGAUGGAAAUUUGGAAGUAUGGACUGCCAGUGAUAAUCAAGUUUGCUAUCUCUGUGAAUACUACCCAAAGAGCGCUUCCGGAAAGGUCAAGCUGCAUAUUAUGAAGAACAAAGACUCAUUUUCAUUUAUUCGCUUUCAGAAAGUAGAUGAUAAAUGGAAGAAAAAGUAAAUUUAAAGUUCAAGUGAAUCCAAUGGUAAAAAUUGGGAACUUAUACAAUAGAUCCUCAUGGAUGCUUCUAAACACAAUGCAGUACCAUAAUUCGGUAUCUUG